This is a messenger RNA of Argentina anserina (silverweed cinquefoil), 1453 nucleotides long. RefSeq names its product transcription factor MYB86-like. The record is from RefSeq and is a predicted model, not a curated record. The transcript is spliced from 3 exons. The coding region runs from base 133 to 1254 and encodes 373 amino acids. Lineage: Eukaryota; Viridiplantae; Streptophyta; Magnoliopsida; Rosales; Rosaceae.
AAAGAGAGAGGGAGAGUCAUAUAGAGACGACAGACAUAUAUUCCCAGCUAGCUGCUAGCGGCUACUUUAUAAAGAAAACCAAACCAAAAUCACAUAUCAUUGUCCUUACAAGCUCAGCUUAGCGAGCCAAAAAUGGGACGCCAUUCGUGUUGUUUGAAGCAAAAGUUAAGGAAAGGUCUCUGGUCACCUGAAGAAGACGAGAAGCUCUUUAACUACAUCACUCGAUUUGGCGUCGGUUGCUGGAGCUCUGUUCCCAAGCUUGCAGGUUUGCAAAGGUGUGGUAAGAGUUGCAGGUUGAGAUGGAUAAACUACUUGAGGCCGGAUUUGAAGAGAGGAAUGUUCUCUCAGCAAGAAGAAGACCUCAUUAUUAGUCUCCAUGAAGUUCUUGGCAACAGGUGGGCUCAAAUUGCAGCACAAUUGCCAGGAAGAACAGAUAAUGAGAUAAAGAAUUUCUGGAAUUCGUGUUUGAAGAAGAAGCUAAUGAAGCAAGGGAUUGACCCGACCACUCACAAGCCACUAACAGAUGAAGAGCUACUCAAGGACGAUAAGACCAAUAUAGUUCACUGCUCAGAAAUAAAUAACGAGUCAUCAUCUUCCUUGCCACUAAUGGCAGCUCAUGAGCAUCAUCAAGAACUUCCUAUGGCUAAUUCAUCACAAGGUCCAACAUUUCUCGUCAACAAUUCUAGUUACUUUGAUGGUACUAGUUCCGGAAUAAGUCCGAUACAAGCUUCAAGAGCAGCUGCUGCGUUUGAUUCUGUAUCCUAUUUCGAGUUUCAAACGAGUACCGAUCCAUCCGGCUACAAUUCUGACUUUGUUACUAGUACUCAAUAUCAUCCCCCUACGACCAAUUCCGUCAGGCCCUCUUUCAAUUAUGAAGCAAUUAUCGGAUACAAUUCGAUGCCAAGUUUGGCGAAUUCCGACCAUGGAAGCAUGUCAGGCACCGACUUCUCCUUUAGUUCAAGCAAUAGCUCAACUGCAGGGUUCCAUAUAAACCACAACAACAAUGUAGUGGAAAAUAAUGCAGGUGCGUUUUCUUGGGAUGUAAACACAGAGAACAAAUUAGAGUCCUUGUUUCAUCAAUUUGAUGGCCCGAAAACGGAGGAACUGGUAAUUAUGAAGCCUACUUCAUCAUCAUGGGAAGAAAGGCAGCUUCAUCAUCAACAUCAAAAUUCAGUAGAUUUCAGUAGCUAUCCGUUAACGUCGCUAUCAGAAGAUCUAACAGGUGCAAACUUUGAUGUCUUCCAGCAUAUUUAAAUUUGUAAAAAGGAAUUCAAUUUUUAAUUUUUUUAAUUCUGGUUUCUCUUUGUUUUUCAUUUUUCAAACAAAUACCAUAGAGAAAAAGAGAUGUGGAUAGUAACAGGGGGAAUCCUAUACUGAUGAAAAAGGGUUUGAUUUUUUCUUUGUUCUUUAAAUUACUGUAUUUGGGAGCAUAUAUAUUGAUCCAUUCUGUGUU